Molecule: messenger RNA, 771 nt
Organism: Symbiodinium sp. CCMP2456
Lineage: Eukaryota; Dinophyceae; Suessiales; Symbiodiniaceae
Source: the annotation of a GenBank genome assembly
AUGCUGAAGUGUCGACUUGACGGCCUUCCUCCGCGUGAGUUCGUGGUCUCUUCGAAGGAAGUGGUCGACGGCAAAGAAAGCAAGGCUUCACUUCAGCGGAAACGUGCUGCACAACUGCAGACCUUAGAGCCGCGGGCGCUGGCUGAUGCAGAAUCUUUGGCUGCGAAGGCCGAGGAGGCUGGAAAAAGAUUGCAAGGACCGGAUCAUGAGAAGCUGCUCAAGAAAUUGCGAGCAGUGGCAGAAACAAAGCGGAAGAACCUCAUGAAGGAUGCACUUCCUGUAGGCAGCGAAGCCGACAAGGACACGGCUAAAAAAUAUGAGGCUGCUGUGGCGAAGGAGGCAUCUUUGCAAGCUGAGCUGUCAGAGCUAAAGAAGAUCGGCUUCAAGCUGGAUCUGUUGCACCGCAACCCUUUGGAAGCCUCCAAAACCAUUGUCAUUGUGCAGGAUGCAUCAGCUGCAAUAAAUUUUCGUGGGCUCGCGAUCGAGCAUGAGAGCUGGAAAGGAGAUACCCCGCAGCUGGAGCGGCUUCUGAAGAAGGAACAUGUCAUUUGGUGGGUUGAAGAUGAGUCAGGCUUUGUCUUGCCUCAAACCGAUGACGAUGUGUGCGCAAUGUUGCUGGCCUCCAGGUUGCUUGGUGGUUAUGUUGCCAGCGGGGCUUGGUUGGAGGCAUCCAAGCAGUUGGGCAAGAUCUUGCCGCCUGCACUGCGGCUGUCUGCCGCUCUACGUUCGGAGCGCAAUUGGGAGAUGUACCUUCACAAAUCUGCCGCCGAA